AUGGAGCUGGAGCUGGGCUGGGCGGCACUGGUGCUGCUCUUCGCCGCCUCCCUGCUCACCGUCUCGGCCUGGCUGUUGCAGUAUUCCCGGGGCGUGUGGAGCGGCCGGGGAAAGCCGGAGACCUCGGGAGGAGCUCUAAGGGAAGCCGGCAUCUGGAAGUCCUUACUGAGGCUGCGGGUGGCCCGGGACGGAGCUCCUGAGGAGGCGGUAGCGGGGGCCAGAGGGCUCCUUGCUUCGCUCUUUGCCUUCAGAUCCUUCCGGGAGAACUGGCAGCGAGCUUGGGUGCGAGCUCUCAACGAGCAGGCCCGCAGGCACGGGAGUUCAGUCCAAAUCACGUUUGAAGAGAGUCCUCAGCUACCACCAGCGGUGAAUAUAAGUCACGUGACCUGCACAGACCAGGCAGACCACAGUAUGGUGUUGCACUGCCAUCUGGCAGCUGAUGCUGUGAAGUUCCCAGUCUCUGUCACUCAGCAGUCUCCAGCUGCUGUUUCCAUGGAUACCUAUCAUGUCACCUUAGCUCUGCUGCAGGCCCAGGUGGAGAUCCGUUUGGAGGAGCUGCAGAAUGAGGGCCUGCUGGUGUCAUGGACAUUCAAGGACAGACCAGACUUGAACCUUUCAGUUGUUCCGAAACUUCAGCCUCGUGAAAAGAAUGAUGGGAAAGUGGAUCUGUCCACCAUAAAGGACCUGAUUGAGGACUCAAUUGUCAGCACCCAGCCUGCCAUGAUGGUGAAUCUGAAGGCAUGCACUGCUGGUAGUAAUGUGAUGUCCUGUGAAAAACUGUCCCAAGAGUCCCCGUCUAAUAUAGUGGCCCCUACGGUGUCCAAGUUGCUUCUCCGGCAUAUGCAGGUGCUCAACUUGAGCUGUGAGGAGGAAGGAGGAGGUGGGAAGCUAUGCUGUGUAGCCGAGCUAGACAGUCCUCUGCAGCAGAAAUGGACAAAGCCAGCGAGAGCAAGCAUCUCCAGCGCUGCAGCAGCGGUGCAGUGGAAUGAGGAGCUCCAGCUGGAGCUGGGGCCACGAAGUAAAGAGUUGAAGCUGAGAGUACUGGGGAACAGCAGUAGUGGGGAGAAUGUGCUUCUGGGACAUACUGCUGUUUCACUUGACUCCUGCAGCAAACAGCCAUCUGGGAGGCUGAUCUAUUCCCUGACCCCAGGAGCUGGGCAGCUGCUGCCACCUGCGGCUACCCUUACACUGGAGCUGCUCUACCACGAGUCUCCUUUGUCCCCGAAUCCCCAGUAUGCUGCAUCACUGCGCACCAGCAUCACCCCCACCAAAAAAAUCGAAAUGGACCGUACCAUCAUGCCUGAUGGCACCAUUGUGACCACUGUCACCACCGUCCAGUCCAGGCCCAAGGUGGACUGUAAGCUGGAUUCACCGUCGAGGUCCCCAUCCAAAGUGGAAGUGACAGAGAAGACGACAACAAGGCUUUCAGAGAGCAGCUGUCCCAGCAGUGCCUCACCCAGCAACAGCUGGGACAGUCAUAUGUCCAAUGGCUUGGAUCCUGUGGCCGAGACAGCAAUCAGGCAGUUGACUGAAACGAAUAACAAAUCUGCCAAGAAGACCCCUACAAAACGCAGCACACUUAUCAUCUCAGGAGUUUCCAAGGUACCAAUUGCCCAAGAUGAAAUGGCACUUUCUCUUGGUUAUGCGGCAUCUAUGGAGGCCACCAUGCAUGGAUACUCCAUAAUGGCAGGCAUGUGCGACCACCCGCAGAGCUCCACUGAGCCAUCCCAGCUGCUGGAAGCAUCAUUCUCAGGACAGAGAGCUAGUCAGGAGCUGGAUGAGACAACACGAUCAGACAUCUCUGAGAGACCCUCGGUGGAGGACGUGGAAUCUGAAACUGGCUCCACAGGAGCCCUCGAGACCAGGAGCUUAAAGGAUCACAAAGUCAGCUUUCUCCGGAGCGGCACCAAGCUCAUCUUCCGGAGGAAGAACAAGCAGAAGGAAGCAGGCCUGAGCCAGUCGCAUGAUGACCUGUCCAAUGCCAGCACCAGCUCUGCCACCAGGAAGAAAGCCAGCAGCUUCUCCCGGCGCCUCAUCAAGCGCUUCUCCUUUAAGUCUAAAUCAAAACCCAAGGCCAACGGCAGCACAUCAUCAAUGGGCGAGAACUAA
Emys orbicularis (European pond turtle) is the source of this 2109-nucleotide messenger RNA. It is a transcript of the gene C2CD2L, whose product is annotated as C2CD2 like. Gene Ontology annotation, biological process: positive regulation of insulin secretion involved in cellular response to glucose stimulus. Lineage: Eukaryota; Metazoa; Chordata; Testudines; Emydidae. Gene Ontology annotation, cellular component: cytoplasmic side of apical plasma membrane. The record is from RefSeq and is a predicted model, not a curated record. The transcript has 14 exons. Gene Ontology annotation, molecular function: phosphatidylinositol binding; phosphatidylinositol transfer activity. The coding region runs from base 1 to 2109 and encodes 702 amino acids.